GGCCUCAGUGGACACCGGAGGGUUUUUCUAUCACCAUGGCUGGGGUCAGGGUUGAGGUGCUGCUAUUGGUUCUGACUGUGACCCCGCUACUGGUUUCAGUCCGGGGCUGGGAGCCGGUCGACAGCGCUGAACUUGAGAAUUUCUAUGAGUCUGGGCAGUGGGCUGCACCACAAACAGUUACUGUUACAGACAACCGCAGCGAGUUUGACGCCAGUGAAGAUAUAAUUCCUGCGUAUGAGUUUCCUGACGCUGAAGGUGCUGCCACCACUGAUGGGUUCGCCUCUUCUGACGAUGGAUUCCAAGUGGUGACAGAAGACUUUGGUUCAGAAAACUGGCCCAGUACAGACGACGGUGGAUACCAGGUGGACUUCGUAGAUGCCCCUCCAAGGAGCUGGACCAGCAGCUCCAGUAAAAGUUCUCCUGAACUGGAUGUGGUUUGCGGAGAAAAUGACUUCCAAAUUACCCUGCCGAAAGGUCCUUUAAAUGAAGUAAAAGUUUUGGGCUCAAAGGAGGUUCUGUCUGUCAUUGAUGCUCCAGCCUUCUGUGGCUAUGAUGUGAACUCUCAUGAGCACACACUGACUGUACCCUUCAGUGGCUGCAAUGUGAAAGUUGAAGCAAACUGUAAAACUAACAGGUACAGCCUGCAGCUGUUGUAUGUCGAUGACUUGGGUGAGACAAAAAUCGCUACCACAUCUUGUGAGGCCAUGACUGGACCCUCCCUGCGCUCUGGUGGCCAACCCACAGCAAAAUGUUCCCCGCCAGUAAUGCCAACAAAGGCACAAAAUUGUGCUGUAGUCACCGGGGAGCGGGUGACCUGUGGUCAGUCAGGAAUGUCUUCCUCAGAAUGUGAGAAGAUGGGAUGCUGUGUUGAUCCUUCAACAAAAGCCUGCUACUAUCCACUGGAUGAGUGCACUGGGGAUCAACACUUUGUGUUCGCCAUUCGCUCCAACACUGCAAACAUCAACGUGGACCCCAAAAAGCUUGUUAUUCCCGGAUUUCCAAACUGCAAACCAGUCAUUGUUAAUGACAAGGUUGCCAUCUUCAAGUUCAAAGUUACAGACUGUGGCGCUCGUUAUUAUAAUGUUGAAAACACAAAACUCUACCUGGCUGAAGUGCAGUCUGUUGUCCAAGCUCUGAACCUAAAGUAUGGCAUAAUUACGAGAAGUAAUCCACUGAGGUUCAUGGUUGAAUGCCGCUACAGCACAUCGGGUGACGCUAAGCAGUCGCUGGCCAGUGUUGGCUACAUGGUCAAGACACCACCUUCCACCUUGCCAACAUCAGUCAUCUCUAGUGGCUUGUAUAGUGUUGAACUGAGAAUGGCUGAAGAUCAGACGUAUUCAAAAUACUUGGCCACUACCUCUCAGCCCUUGCGACUGCUCCUUGGCAAACCGGUGUAUCUUGAGCUGCGCCUGAAGUCUCCAAAACCAGAUGCUGUAAUUCUUGUCAACUACUGCAUCGCUUACCCUCGUUCAGCAAAGAAUGCUCUGGUGCUUGUUUAUGAAGGGUGUGCCAACCCGUAUGACCCAAAUGUGUCGAUCCUUCAAGUGGCUGGCACACCAAAGAAUCGCCACCAGAGGCGCUUUGUGGUCAAGGCCUUCCAGUUUAUGGAUCAAAAGACAAACCAGUAUCUUAAUGAAGAAAUCUAUUUCAUGUGCUCUGCAGAGGUUUGUAGGACAGCAGAAAAAACUUGUGCAGAACGUUGCUUUGAUGGAAAGGCACCAUAAGGACUUGCAGCUGAAGACUUCAGCAGAUGAACUGGAAAAAAUAAAUUUUAUAAUACAGUA
Molecule: messenger RNA, 1784 nt
Organism: Acanthopagrus latus (yellowfin seabream)
Lineage: Eukaryota; Metazoa; Chordata; Actinopteri; Spariformes; Sparidae
Product: zona pellucida sperm-binding protein 4-like
Exons: 12
Coding region: 36-1724 (562 amino acids)
Biological process (GO): prevention of polyspermy; binding of sperm to zona pellucida
Cellular component (GO): egg coat
Molecular function (GO): acrosin binding; structural constituent of egg coat
Source: RefSeq, a predicted model, not a curated record